Molecule: messenger RNA, 1832 nt
Organism: Gymnodraco acuticeps
Lineage: Eukaryota; Metazoa; Chordata; Actinopteri; Perciformes; Bathydraconidae
Product: NIPA-like protein 2
Biological process (GO): magnesium ion transport
Cellular component (GO): membrane
Molecular function (GO): magnesium ion transmembrane transporter activity
Source: RefSeq, a predicted model, not a curated record
ACCUAUCUCCUGGGAAUCAUUAUCUCCAUAUGUGGGAACGUCCUCAUCAGCAUUUCACUCAACAUACAGAAAUAUGCCCAUGUGCGUCAGUCCCAGCGUGGAUCAAAGCCCUACUACACCUCUGGGACGUGGUGGUGCGGCGUGGCUCUCAUGGGUUUCGGGGAACUGGGGAACUUUGCUGCCUACGGCUUUGCCCCAGCAUCACUCAUAGCCCCGCUAGGCUGUGUGUCUGUCAUAGCGAGCGCUGUGUUAUCCGUGGUUUUCCUGAAGGAGACAGUGCGUGCCUCUGACAUUUUUGGUGGCACCCUGGCAAUAACAGGAACGUAUGUCCUGGUGAACUUUGCCCCCCACACUACCAUACACAUUACAGCCCAUCUGGUACAGUACUACGUGAUGAACUGGCACUUCCUGCUUUACCUUUUACUAGAGAUGCUUCUCUUUUGUUUCCUGCUCUAUCUGUACAAGAUGAGGAAUGUGAAGCACAUCGUCAUUGUGAUGCUGCUGGUGGCUCUGCUAGCUUCUCUGACAGUUAUCUCGGUCAAAGCGGUGUCAGGGAUGAUCGCAGAGUCAAUAACAGGCCAGCUGCAGCUCAUCUACCCCAUCUUCUACAUCAUGGGUGUCAUCAUGAUUGUCUCCUGUGCCUUCCAGAUCAAAUUUCUCAAUCAGGCAAUGAAAAUGUUUGAUGCCACAGAGGUGGUUCCUAUCAACUUUGUGUUUUUCACCACAAGUGCCAUUGUUGCAGGGAUAGUAUUUUACGAGGAAUUUGAAGAAUUGGCUUUACUAAACAUUGUUAUGUUUCUUCUUGGUUGUCUUCUGUCUUUCCUUGGAGUUUUCCUGAUCGCCCGAAACAGGCCAAAAAUAAAGCUACAAAAUCCCAAUUGUAUCUCAAUGGAUAAGAUUCCUCGGAGAAGUCACACAGACAGAGUGCAGCCCGAGGCGCAGACAUACGGACCGCUGGCUGCCAAACUCAUGUGCAACAGAGCUGGCCAAUCAGACGAUGCAUAGGACCAGCACCAUCUGUUGGGAGUGUAAUGUUGGUGGAUUUGUGUGUGAAUAAUUUUUCCUGUGAACUUGAAAAAUAUCUCUUUCGAAAAUUAAAUGGUAGGCAUCAAUUCAAACAAUAGCUGAGUGGCAUAUUGAUGGCCACAUUUGUCUUUAAAAAUUGCCUCUUUAAAUAUCAGAGACAUCUCUUGAGUUAACAGUUAUACCAGCACAAUUAACAGUAGCUGAAGAGUAUUAUCUCAUUGUGGUGAAUCAGAGUGCAACAUCAAAUUCCCUUCUAGCAAGUACAUUGUAUUUAUAAAAUAAAUCACAUGUAUAUAUUGAAAUCAAUUGUAUAAAUCUGCCUAUUUGGGAUCUGUUGUCAAUAAACAAGGACAACAUCUGAUGGUUCAAUAGUGUGUCCAUUUCAUAACAUAAGUGAAAUUAGGAACACUACUGCCCUCCAAUGGUUGGGGACCUUAAAUGACCAGGCAACUAUGAGUGCGUCAUGAUGAUCUGGGGUGAAGUGAAUAAAAGGACAAACAUAAGAAGUUCAGUAUUAGUUAUAUUAAUUAAAGUUGCUCACACAUAGCUAGCAGGUGUGUGGGAAAACUUGAGCAUGCAAGACUCUGAAACCUGUUUCCAAGAAGUAGAAACAGAACAUUUCAGACUGCAUUCCUAACUGCUAAACUUUAGUGUUGCCAAGCAACAAAACUCUUAUCUGCCACCUACACAUUAUGGGACGAGUGGAAAACCAGUGCUCAUGCAAUGCAACUAUAAAAAUAUUGCAUGAUCAUAGCAUUUACUUCUGAUAACAUAAUGCAUAUUUCAAUUAUUGAGUGUGCCGUAAA